This is a messenger RNA of Zootoca vivipara (common lizard), 1268 nucleotides long. The record is from RefSeq and is a predicted model, not a curated record. NCBI's taxonomy places the organism in Eukaryota, Metazoa, Chordata, Lepidosauria, Squamata, Lacertidae.
GCUGGGGCAAAACUACCACCUGCAUAUAACUCCCUACUUGUGCAAUUUGCUUUGGAUGCCAGUCUGCUAUUGGACUAAGUUCAAGGUAUUGCUUCUGAUGUACAAGGCCUUAUGCGGCUCAGGACCAGGUUACUUGAGAAACUGCCUCGUCCCUUAUACACCCAGUAGAUUGCUGUGGUCUGUGGAAGGUCUUCUGUAGGUCUUCUGUAAGUUCCAAAGAUUUCAGAAGCCUGCUGCACAGUACUGUAACUCAGAUCAGGGAUUUCAGUGCUUUGAGAUUGUUGUUUAGAUGAAGAUUAAUCAGUGAUGAUGAUGAUGAUUAUGAUGAUGACAACAACAACAACAACAUCAUCAUCAUCAUUUUAUAUCUUUCUUACUUUAUUUCAUAAAAUGUAUUCACCACUUGACUGCAAAAAAAUAAAAAAUCCUUAAGGCAGUUUAGAACAACAUGCUGUUGUCCUGCCUUCUUGAAAGCUGGCACCAUGACCUUGACCAAGGGCUCCUUCACCUACUCCAGCGGGGAGGAAUAUUGUGGGGAGUGGAAGGAAGGGCGCCGGCAUGGUGUUGGGCAGUUGACAUUUGCUGAUGGCAGCAUUUACCUGGGACACUUUGAGAAUGGUCUCUUCAAUGGCUGUGGGGUGCUCACUUUUGCAGAUGGCUCCAGGUAUGAAGGGGAGUUUGUACAGGGGAAAUUCAACGGCGUUGGAGUCUUCACACGGUAUGACAACAUGACCUUCGAGGGAGAAUUCAAGGGUGGACGCGUUGAUGGCUUUGGGCUUCUGACUUUUCCUGAUGGCUCUCAUGGAAUCCCCCGCAAUGAAGGCUUCUUUGAGAACAACAAACUCUUGCGACGGGAGAAGUGCCCGGCAGUGGUCCAGCGUGCUCAGAGUGCCUCUAAAUUGGCGCAUGGCCUCACAGCAUGAUGGGGGCAAGCUCUAAAGCACCCUACCCCAGGACUCUCCCAUGAAACUGCAGCUCAACCUGGGGGUUGGCAGGAGUGUGGAGUGCAGGAGUCACAGAGACAGACACCAGCCCUGAUCAGGUGGGCACCCUACCUGAGUCACUUCCUUAAAACAGCCUGGCCCCCAUAGUGUAAUCCAGUGCCAAAACUCAACUUAUAGAGCCACUGUCCCCUGCCAAACAGUGAGUCUGUCACUCCUGAGGCUGUGGCAUUCCUUUGUCAAGAGCGUUCUCCAUAGGACAGUCUUCUAGUGCUAUAGCCUCAGUUGCAGUGGGAACGGUGGGAUGUGUGUGUGUGUGUGUGUGUG